UCAGUGGACUGUGGAGCGGUUUUAUUUAUUGACUAUUUUGAAAUUUAAAGUAUUUUGUUAUAUUUACAUUAACAAAAAAUUAAGAUGAGUGGAAAAUACAUAUUGCAGUCUAUUUUUCACAACUUCCCACACAAAUAUUUAGUCAGACAAAAUGCAUGUAUUUGCAAUCGAUUUAAAAACAUAACGAAAGGAUCUUUAAGGUUAUUUUCUACAACAAAUACAAUUAUCGAGAAGAAACACUGUAAUAUAGGUACAAUAGGGCAUGUAGAUCAUGGUAAAACGACGCUUACAGCUGCUAUUACAAAAGUAUUAUCGAAAGACGGUAUGGCCAAAUAUGUUUCUUAUGAUGAAAUAGAUAAAGCUCCAGAAGAAAAAGCUAGAGGUAUCACAAUAAAUGCAGCACAUGUAGGAUACUCUACAAAAAACCGUCACUAUGCACACACUGACUGUCCAGGACAUGCUGAUUAUAUACGUAACAUGAUAUCAGGUGCGUCUCAAAUGGAUGCAGCUAUUUUAGUGGUAGCUGCUGAUGAUGGGCCCAUGCCACAGACCAGGGAGCAUCUGCUUUUAGCCAAGCAAGUCGGGAUACAGUACAUUGUGAUUUAUAUCAAUAAGGUGGACCUUGUUGAUAAUGAGGUAAUGGAACUGGUUGAAUUAGAAAUGAGAGAAAUGUUGACAGAUUUUGGUUUUAAUGGUGCUGUGUCACCAGUGGUACAUGGUUCCGCUUUGAAAGCCUUGAAGGAUGACAAUUCUGAAAUAGGAGUACCGUCAAUAUUGAAACUGAUGGACGCCAUAGACAAUUACGUACCAAAGAUAGUCAGGGACCUAGAGUCGCCGUUUCUUAUGCCGAUAGACAACGCGUUCACUGUGCCGGGGAGGGGCACUGUGGUAGUUGGCACCAUAAAGAGGGGAGUGAUGAAAAGGAACGAUGAUGCAGAGUUGAUGGGAUUUGGUUAUAAUGUGAAGACUACACUAUCUGAUAUGCAGAUCUUUAGAAAUUCUGUACAAGAGGCAAUCGCUGGUGACAACGUCGGUGUAUUACUGCGCGGUCUUAAACUCCGUUCAGUUCAGACUGGAAUGCUGCUCUGUCGGGCUGGAAGCGAAAAGUUGAGCAACCAUUUCAAAUCGAAGAUAUACUUCUUAUCGAGAAGCGAGGGCGGAAGGAAGAAGCCGGUUAUCUCGAAGUACGCGCAGCAAAUGUAUAGCGGUACUUGGAAUAUUGCUUGCAGGAUUGAUUUAGAGCCCACAAUGGAAAUGCUGAUGCCGGGCGACCACGCAGAAGUGUACCUGACACUUCUAGAAGGAAUGGUCAUGACAGUCGGCCAGCCGUACACCAUCCGAGAGAACAAAGUCACCGUAGCAACUGGUAUCAUCACGGAGACAUUACCUUCUGUUGAUGUUCCCAGAGGAAAAUUAGGGAGAGCCGAAAUUAAUGUUGGCAGUUAAAAGCUGGCCAGCUGCGAUUCGGACGCGCACGAAUUUUAUUCUACCAUCGUGUAAGAUAAUUAUUAUAAAAUUAAAUCGACUUAACGCACUGUCACAUAUUAUGUUAUCUAGCCCUCACUAAUAUACAGUAAAACAAUUUGUUAUUUUUAAAGUGAAACCCGUCAUGUCUGGGUUAAAUUAUAAUAAAAAUUAAUUUGUGAACGAUGCGGAACUCGAACCCGCGACCUCUUGGGUUCCGUCCGAGCGCUCUUACGAGCUGAGCCAACCGUUCGAGUGGCGCAUGGUUCGUAAAUCUUGGUAUGUCGUAUUCAACUCUUUAGGUUGUAGCUCGAACAGAACCCAAGAGAUCGCUGGUUCGAGUCCCGCAUGGUUCAUAAAUUUUAGUUACAAAGAUCAAUGGCGAAGUUUCAUACUACAAAAUAUUUGAAAUUGAAUGGUAGCAUUUCAAGAACUGACGUGUACUAAUUAAUUAUCUAUAAUUUUCUGCAUCUACUGACAUUAUUCAUUUUUAAUUUGGAACCGGGAUAAUGGAGAAAUAAAUGAUUAUUUUGUUUGAGUUUUUAGGUUAGGUUUUUAUUUUUAUUACUUUACCGUUCUAACUAUAUAAUACUUAUCUAUUAUAUUCCAACUAACAUGUUCCAACAACAAUAACACUGAAUAACACCAAUUCCAAAAAUCUUUAAGGAUAGGAACUGGUAACCAUAGCAACUGGCAAAUAGUUAAUAAAUACCUACCUAAUUACUAACGUUUACGGUACUACUGUCUACAGUCAACAACUCUUGAGUAUUAUAUUAUGAUAAAAUGGAAACUUGUUACUUGAUGCAAUGGAAAUAACAGUUUAUUUGCAACAAACCAGAGUUGGUUGUCCAUAGCUUUAUAAGUAAUUUUAUAACAGGGAAGUCAAAUGCGCAAUCCAUAGUUGUAGGUACUUCUAAAGUGUGCCUAGCCUACGCCCGAAUUUAAGGCUCGGGUUGACUUUUAAACUAAGUACUUCCAUUUUUAUAAUCUUAAAAAUCUGGUAAAAUAAGUACCUAGUUUUCUAAUGUCUUUUUCUCAAUCCAAGACCUUAUUUUGUAGAAGUAGGUAGCAGUAAAUUAAACAAGCAAAAUAUUUUAUUUUGUUUAUUGUUAUAUAAACAGCGUACGUUAGACCAAAUCGUGGGGCAUAUCAUAGUCCGGUAAUGGAGAGCAGAAGUAGUUCAGAAUGAGGUUCAGAGUUUAAAACGAGAGAAAGAUAUUAUUCAAGUCCAAAACCAAGCCAGUUAAAAUAGAAACUACUUAUAAAAAUAAAGAAAGCACAAAAUAACACAACAGCGGUAACUAUAAUUGAUAGGUAUUAUUAGCAUUAGGUAGAUCAUAGGUGAAAGGUAUAGAAAUUAGAAACUCAUUGAUCACUCGCUCAUCGCUGUCAGUCAUAUUGACAGCUUUCCUUGAUCUAACCUAAAAUGGAUGUGAUUUCAUAGUCGUGACAGCAUAUAAUGUGAAAAUGAAAUAAAUAUUUUAUUUAUUUCCCCGGUUCCCUUUGCAAUACAAUUUUAUCUAACAAGUCAAUUUAUCUACGAAGUUUUUUUGUAACUAUCCUAACCUUAGAUGGUUAUUCCUAUAGUCAGGUAAAAUUUCGCCAUUGUUCUUUAAAUUGUAUUUCAUACAGUUAUAAUGAGAGCCGCCCCUACCCUAUCGAUUUGCAUACCGGUACUCUUAUUUAGGCAUGUCACACACGAAAUCAGUUGAACGUUUUGCACAACUCUAUUUUAUAUAUUAUAUUCCUACUAAUGACCUAAUGAAAUUAUUAAGUCAAAUUAGUACUCACUUGCGUACCAACUGUGCUGUAAAUCGCUAUGCGUGCACAUCUUGUAGAAUAUUUUUGUGACAGGGUUGUAGAAGUGAAGCGGUAGAACAAUAGAGUUGAACCACAAGUUGUAUUUAUUUAUUACACAUAACUUAAACUUUGGAAAAAAUAAACAUCCUCGACUCGGAAACAAACAUUGCUUGAAACAGCUCGGAUUUCUCAUUACUAACCACUGGGGCUAAGGUCGUCAAAUGAUAUUCCACUAUUCUUUCAAUUAUCACGUAGGUAUACUAACUAAACUUGACGUGUGACGUGCCUAAGUUGAAAGUAUUUUUUACCCAUAUACUUAGUAUUGUAGCGUAACAGACAAACACUACUCAUUACAGCGUGACUAAAUUUAAAAUGUUAAUGUGUGCUCGUUUUACAGUAGUGUUAGUUAGUUAGUGAAAUGUGUAGUAGUUUAUAGUAACACAAUCGAAUGCAGAGCACGACACUAUUAUAUUUUUUAAUGAAUAUCCGUUAAACAGAACAAUACUGAUAAAAACACAAACUAAAACGCGGUGCAAUUUGACAGGAGACUAAUGGACAUUAAAUUGUUUCAAAACGGUUUCAUGGUCUUCAUCUAUUCUGUAUCUUUCUCACACCUAGGUUUUUAUGUAAGGAUAGUUAUCUCACUUCCACACAGGGUUUGUUUAUUACGGUAGUAUACUAAGUUUAUGUUUUUAUCUACACCCAUGCUUUAAAUCCUCUAUUAAAGAUUCUGAAACAGUUAGCUUAUUGCCAACAUCAACAACACCCAAUGUUCUAAUAACCAUUUCAUCUUCCAAACGAGUGUUGUAAUGUUGUACUGAAUUUCAUAACAACCCUCUUUUUUUUUUCAAUCCCUUCAUGCUCAAAGAGUUUAAACAGACAGCCACAUUCUUAUUGCUCUAUGCGUGGUAUCUGUAUGAAUUUCAAAAAAAGAACAUUUUCGUUUACUCGCGUUCCACAUUACCAGAACGUCGAAUUAUUGCACUAUAAAUAAAAACUACUACUAAAAUAAAUAAUUCUUUCAUUAAUAAGUACUUGGUUUAUUUGUAGUAAUGGAUGAUAUUAGGCUUCUACUAGGACUGGCUGUUUUAAUGUUAGCAGCAAGCUAACUGUUUCAGAAUCUUUUAGAGGAUUCAUAUUCUGGGUGUAGAUAAAGUCUUGUAUGCAACUGUUGAUAAUUAGGUAUUAAAACACUCAUGUAAUACUAUUAAAUAUAUAUAAAUCCACAUUCGUGUUUUAAUACUCCUUAUUACACAACUGUUGCAUAAAUAACUAUUACGCCUCAUAGCUAAGUUUAAUUAUUAUCAUGUGAACUUGACACAAUAUAAGAUUUGUAUUUUGCCCGAGUUAUAAUAAUAUAAUCCUGUAAUGCUAAUUACUACAUGCCAUAAUAAACAUAAUAGUGGGUUAGCGUUUUUGUUGAUUAAAUAGCUUGUAAAAAAACUAUCGUAGAAAUUGAUUAGGUCGGUAUUAUAACAUAUAUGUAAAUAGUAAAAACAAUAUACUGUUAAUAGUC
This is a messenger RNA of Leptidea sinapis, 4780 nucleotides long. Its product is annotated as elongation factor Tu-like. Gene Ontology annotation, cellular component: mitochondrion. Gene Ontology annotation, molecular function: translation elongation factor activity; GTP binding; GTPase activity. Gene Ontology annotation, biological process: mitochondrial translational elongation. The record is from RefSeq and is a predicted model, not a curated record. The transcript has 7 exons. NCBI's taxonomy places the organism in Eukaryota, Metazoa, Arthropoda, Insecta, Lepidoptera, Pieridae. Bases 85 to 1446 code for a protein of 453 amino acids.